Eurytemora carolleeae is the source of this 4166-nucleotide messenger RNA. RefSeq names its product serine-rich adhesin for platelets. NCBI's taxonomy places the organism in Eukaryota, Metazoa, Arthropoda, Copepoda, Calanoida, Temoridae. The coding region runs from base 19 to 4053 and encodes 1344 amino acids. The record is from RefSeq and is a predicted model, not a curated record. The transcript is spliced from 4 exons.
UUGUAAUCGGCUCAUCAAAUGGAUCACAUUACAAGAAGAGUUACUAGUGAUUUUAACGGCGGAGGUGGUGGGGCAGGUAGACGGCGGAGAACCCUCCGCCAGCGUCUCCAACUAGCUGGUCGUAUGUUUACUGAUUGUGUCGAGGAAUCAACUUAUUUUGAUAUCCUGCUCUGCACAGCUAUAUUCAUCAUUUUCACGUGCUUUUUCUUCUGGCUGGGAAUACGAUUUGGUACAGCUCUUAUCCCAGAAGAUGACAUGGUUCUAAUUCGAGCUCGGAGAACUGCUGUUAAAGUUGAACCGUCGAAAAAAAACCCUGGUCUUCUCCAGGCUCUAGGAUAUACAGGAGACGGGAAAGGUGAUAAGAAACAAGUUCAAGGUGUGAAAAGUGAUGCGCUUUAUAUCUCACAGGAUAGUCAGAACUGGGAAUCUGGAGAGGUUCAUUUUACUGCUCCAGUGAAAAUAGAGCCCAUUGAUACAAUUCAGUUCUUUGAAACAACUGAACCAGCUGAAGCCAUCACGUCCACUCAACAUGUUACUGAAACUAAAUUCUAUAAACAGACUGAACCCAAUGAUGCCAAUGUUCCUAUGAAGACGACUAAAUCCCCUGAUACGACUACAAUCCUCGAAACAACCAUAACUGAUCAGGCUAUCGAAGAUGAUAUUCAAAGUAUUCCUGAAUUUACGACGGCUUAUCAAUCCAUUGGGAACCCUUAUUUCUCUGAAACAAUCGAAUCAACAGCUGCAGCAAAGUCCGGAGAAACGGAUGAAAAUGACAUAAUCAAAAGUGAAUUCUUUGGAACAACGGAAUCUAAUGUCAACUCUGAACUCAUAGUUACCAGUUUUUAUGAAACCAAAGUUUUUGAAACAACUGAAUCAAUUGAAGUCGCUGAACCUCAUUUCAAAACCGAAUCUGAUGAUUUAAAGACAACAGGUGACUUUCCAGCAGAUACGGUUUCAAGUAAAAUUGUUCUACCUGACCUAAACCCCUUCUCUGUAAACGAUGUUGAUAUCUCUGAAGCUUCAGCUGGUUCCGCUCCUCUAGCUCAACCCUUGGUUCUAGUGGAUGAUUAUUCUGAUGAUGAUACUAACACUGAAACUGAACCUGAGUUUACAACAACUAGGCCUAAAAUUUUAGCUUCUACCACAUCUGUUUUCAACACAGUGACGAGCUUCGAUAUCAUAGCAUCAACCACACCAGCUUAUACUAUUACAGCGGAUGUUGAGGAAGUGACAACAGCCACAGCUGAGACAUCAUCAGCAUCAACUCCGCAACCGACAACAACAUCAACCACUACCACUACCCCGAAACCCUACUGUAAAACACCAUAUUGUGAAUAUAUCUCCGGGUUCGGAAUAUCCGAAUCUAAAGGUUGUCUGGAUCUACAGAAUAUUCAAUGCAGGAGGAAAGGAGAGCAGGAAAAUAAGAAUUUUGUUCUCUCCAUGAUCUCUGAUAAACUAAGCGUCUUAAGUGCCAACCCUACCCGGAGUAAGACGGAGGAGAUAAUCUUAAAAUUCUAUCUAUCCUGUCUCUCCUGGGAUCCGAACCUAGGACUCCGAAUGGUUGCUGAACUACUGAUUGAUCUUGGAUUCACGUCUAAGCCGCACAAACUAGAAUUAAAAGAUCAGUUGAGGAAUGUGCUCCAAACUUUUCCAGAUCUUGGAGCUUUUGGAGAACAAAAAACUGAAUACCGCAGAGGGAAACCCAGACGAUAUCUUGCUCCGAGUACAUCCGUCGCACCCAGUACACAACCCGGAGAAGAGAGAGAAAAGCUGAUAUUUAGAUCCGUCCUGGGCAUAAUUAGGGAGAUGAAGGGGAUUGAAAGAGAGACUGCGGAGAGGAUGAAAAAGAAUGACGAUCUGAGGAAGGACGUAAGGAUCGAAUUGUCAAAGAGCAACCGAAACGACACAGGUAUUACAGGAUGUAGAUGUUUCUGUAAUAAACAGGCAUCAGAAAUUUGCCAGGCGUUCUUAAACCUGGAUCAAACUGAGACACAGCCGAUGGGUAAAGCUAUUCUAGUUGAACCUGUGUCAAAGAUGACAUCAGCUAGCCCAAACACCACCCAGAGUACAAAAACCUCCCAGAGUACAACAACUUCCCAGAGUAAAACAACAUCCACAGCAACAACAACCUCCCAAAAAACAACAACCUCUCAAAGUACAACAACCUCUCAAAGUACAACAACCUCCCAAAGUACAACAACCUCCCAAAGAACAACAACCUCUCAGAGUACAACAACCUCUCAAAGUACAACAACCUCUCAAAGUACAACAGCCUCUCAAAGUACAACAACCUCUGAAAGAACAUCAACAUUUGAGUCAAUAAAUCCUCAGACCGAGACAACAACCAUUUAUCCUGUAUCCUCAACUCUAACCCAAUCCUCACCUUCCACAAUAUCAUCCUUCACUUCUCCGUCCAGCUUUACUACGACUCAACUUCGUUCUCCAACUACUUCUACCCUUCUUCCUUCUACAAAUCAAGGACGUAUCUCUAGUGCUCAAUUAAUCCCAUCAACACACCAACCUUUAACUUCAACUCCUAAAACCAAGAGUAACACUACGACCACCCCAUUUGAAACUACAAUCACAUAUCCUGAAAAUAUCCUCCAAACCGAAGAAUUUAAGCCGACAGAUUCUACUAAUAUCUUGAUUGAAACCACAACCAAUCCAUAUUCGAUUCUUCAAACCAUGCUUGCUGAAGAUGAUACAGAAGUAACACAAAGUACAGAAACCUCGAUGCUUGACAAAGAUACAAACAAAACCAAGUUAAACAAGACUUCCGUGUUAGAUAACUCAUCUUUUAAAGAAAUUAAUCACAAUUUAAAUUCUUCUCAACCAUCAGCAGGAUUGGAAAAACCAUCCCCGUUGGUCAAUCCUGACACAUCUUCUACUAUAAAACCGGUUUUAUCUGCUGUUGUAUUUCCGGUCGAUUCUUUCAACACAGAUUUUUCGUCCGAAUCCGAUGAUGUACAGAAUAGCCUAGAAUCUGAUUCAACGAAACCUGCAGCGAGGAGGAAUCUAACCCUGAUAUAUCCCAAGAUAACUUACCAAACCGUCCAAGCGUACAACCAGAGUACCCGGAUAAUCAGAUCUAUAACCAAUAAGAUUCCAAUGCUGACUGAAUCACAGUCGAAACAGAAAGCGGAAAAUGAAACCCUACGAAAAUAUUCCAAAAAAAUUUUGGAAUUAGAAAACAAGAUUAAAUAUUUCUCUGAAGAUCCGUUAAGUCUGGAGUCCGGAGAGGGGGUUGUUGGACCAUGGGUUCAGAGGUUAUUCUGGUUCUCCGGGAUCAAAGCAGAACCUUUCCGAACCUCUAAGUUUGGAGAUCAUAUGGAAGAGGUUUUAGAGCUGACUCCAGACGACGAAAUCACAUUCUUUCUACUCUGGAAACUUCUGGAGAGGUUUCAAAAAACGCUCCCGGGAUUCUUCAACUCUGAUCGAACCCAAACUGAGAUUUGUUCUCAAAAUAUCUUUUCCUACUUUCCUCAAUUCUUCCUAGAGCUCGUUGAACCUCAUCUAGUAGAGGCUGUACGUGAUGUAUCCCCUAUUUUACUCCAAGUAGAUGAACCAGGAAGUGUAUCUGAAAUACUAACAAGUUUGAAACUUAAAUCAGAAAAAAUGUUCAAUCAGAAAUUUUUCAAUUCCAGUGAGUUGGAAAAUAAAAACUUCCUGGGACGUGUUCUUCUCUUAGAGAAUGAAAAGAAGGACGUAGGAAUGCAGUAUCUCUCCAGGUACUACUCCGAACACAGACCUGAGACACUACUGCUUGAAAACAGGAUGUAUAAACUUUACACACAGGUUGAACUGAACAUGGAGUAUGUUCAACAAUUUCUCUCAAUCCCAGAGAAACCUGUCUUCACCGGGUUGUCUCUCCAGGAGACGAUCUUAAACACAACAGAAUCAGUUAUGAAAACCCUCCCGGAGAAAGGCUCUUUGAAUAUUGAACAUUUUGGAAAUAUUUCUGAAUUAGAACAGUUUUCAAUCCUUCUCAGUUCUCAGUUAUGUGACCCAAACAUUAUAUUGCUCAGAAACCAAAGUUUUAUCUGUCCGACUUAAACUCAGAUAAUCUCUGAGUUUUAUUAUUGACAUAAAUGUGAUAUUAUAAGUUAUAAAACCCUGACAGCAUCAGAAUUUUUUUAUUAAAUUAAAUAUUAUAUUUUUAUAGAUUA